Messenger RNA from Struthio camelus australis, 2112 nucleotides. NCBI's taxonomy places the organism in Eukaryota, Metazoa, Chordata, Aves, Struthioniformes, Struthionidae. The record is from RefSeq and is a predicted model, not a curated record.
CCGUGUGUGAUGGAUCCCGUGUCUGGCACCCAGGUGUCUGCACUCCUGUUGGCUGCUGAGGUCUCUUCUUUCCUCGGACCUGCUGGGAUGGAUGUGAAGGACAUGUGUGGCGCUGUCUCUGCCCUUGUCACGGAGCCACGGUUUGCCCAGCAGCUCAGGGAGUAUUUGGAAGGGGAACAGAUCCUGGAUGCUCGUUACCGGCUGCAGAAGAUGCCGGGUGGCAGCGUGGCCCUGCCUGUGCUGGGAGAGAAGCUCACAGAGCAGCACCUGCGGGCGCUGCAGAAGAGCGGGCCCCAGGAGGUGCCCUGCAGGCUGACCUGGAUCCAGGACCCCGUCCCUUCCAAGGCAGCCAGCGUGCAGACGCCUGCCCAGAAGCUGUGCCACAAGCUGCAGCGGUUGGUGGUGGGCUCGGGUGAGAGCUGGUCGGAGGAGCUGGAGCACGAUGUGCCCCGCUCCUGGCAGCGGCAUGGAGACCUCGUCUUGCUGAGUGAGGACAGCUUCAGCGCUGCGCUGUGGGAGAAGCUGGGCCCAGCGCUCUGGGAAACAGUCGCCUCGGCUCUGGGUGCCCAGCGCGUGGCCAGGCGAGGGCGGGUAUUGCCAGACGGGAUGCGGUCCCCCAGUGUGACCCUGCUGCUGGGCCAGGACGGCUGGGUGGAGCAUGUGGACAACGGGAUCAGGUACACGUUCGAUGUGACCAAGUGCAUGUUCUCCCCGGGCAACAUCACGGAGAAGCUGCGGGUGGCCUCACUGCCGUGCUCUGGGGAGGUCCUGGUGGAUCUCUAUGCAGGGAUCGGCUAUUUCACGCUGCCGUACCUGGUGCACGCGGCGGCUGCCUUCGCCCACGCCUGCGAGUGGAACCGCCACGCCGUGGAGGCCCUGCGGAGGAAUCUGGCGCUGAACGGCGUGCAGGACCGCUGCCGCAUCCACCACGGGGACAACAGGCAGCUGGAGCUGCAGGACGUCGCUGACCGGGUCAACCUGGGGCUGCUUCCCAGCUCCGAGGAAGGCUGGCCCAUAGCCUGCCGUGUCCUCAAGAAGGAAACAGGCGGAGUGCUCCACAUCCACCACAACGUGGAGAAUCUUCCCGCACAAGCCCACCAGCAGCCUGGAGUUUUGAGGGAUGAGCAGAGACCGCCAGAGGAAGCCAGCUCUGUCAGGCAGGUGGACAGAGAGAGGGAGCGCUGGAGCCUGAAGGACGCAGAGAACUGCAGGAAGGAGACACAGGUGGCCAGGGUCCGGCCUGAGUGGCGGAGGUGGGCAGAGGCUGCUGCGAAGCGGAUACAGGGGCUACUGGAAGAGCUGCACGGGCGGCCGUGGAGGACCAGCAUCCUGCACAUUGAGGCAGUGAAAUCCUACGCACCCCACGUGCAUCAUGUCGUGCUGGACCUCGAGUGCCGUCCGACGCUCCCGGCAUAGCCGGCCACAAGGCCCUGGCACGGCUCGAGGACACAGGAAACGGUGGUGUUAGCAGGGAGAUGCUGCAGUUGCCUGCAGGGUGCUGGCUCGGGGCAAGCAGCAAAGGCAGGGGACGGUUCCCCCGACAGGUCCGAGUUAGAGAAGGUUGCCGUUCUGUGCAGAGACAUCUGUCUGUCCUUUCCACAUCCCCUUGUUUCCAGGGGGCAGCACUGCCCGGCAGCAAGCUGGGCCCUGCCGUCCUUGGCUUCUGACAGUGCCCAGGGCAGUGAUGUCCGCUCCCCAAAGGGAGCGCCACUUGGCAGGAGCUGGACGGGACGGGAGCCUGCAUGGCUCCUCAUGGCCAAGGAGGGAGCUCAGCUGGGGCUGAGAGCACUCCGAGUCCUUCCCCGGCUCUGCCUGCCGCUGCUCAGAGCAGGAGCAUCCGACCGGAGCCUGCCGUGCCCCUCACCUCUCCUCUGGAUGCUACCUGGCACUUUCAGUCCCAUGUUUCAUAUGGAAGAGAGCUGCAGGGCCAAAUAAACCUCAGCAUCCAUGGAGCCUUCAGAGCGUGCCAAGCUUUCUUCCAGUGAAUCAGAUGCAGGCUUUGUGCUCAUUUACUAGCAUGCUUUUUUUUUUUAAUACCAGAAGCAGGUCUGUCCAUCUCAGUUUCUUCUCACCUUUUUGCAGAAAUCGGGACAUUUACCACCUCUCUAGUUG